AUGCCAUGGAUCUCCACAGCAGAGGUGGACGAGCAGAAAGAUCUGUUGAAGAUUCAAGGACACCAAGACAGUGUAGAUCAAACCUUCAAGGUGAUCCACGACCUCUAUCGUGACCAUGGUUUGGAAUUGGAUCAAGCUGAUGUCAGCAUCAAAAGACGAGAUGAGCAACCAGCUCACAGUGCUGGCCGCGCCUUUUACGCUGCUGGCCGAGCCUGUGAUGUGCUAAAAGUCAGUGAGGAUGAUGCAGCCUUCAUCCUGGGUCGUGUUGGCAAAACGAAGCACAAGAUCGCUCGGGUCUCCGGUGCACAGUUGGAGCUGCACGAGCGGAACAGCACUGUCGAAAUUUAUGGUGAUGAUGAAAGUCGGCACAGGGCUCGGAAGUAUAUCGACCUGGUCCGUGCUCAGCGGAUUGGCCCUGUGCACGUGGAUGAAUCCCACAACGAUGGGGACUUGACGUUGAUCUCUGUGCCCAGCAGUUGUGUGGGUUUUGUGACAGGGAGCCAGGGCAACUUUUUGCGUACGUGUGAAGAGGAGUGGGGCACCCUGAUGUUCUUCUGUGACUACCAAGGAGGCGUGGUUGAGAGCGUCGCCACACAAGCAACCGAGAAGCUGGCAAUUUUUGGUACUUUGUGGGCCCGCUGCGGUGCUGAACUCAAGGUCAUGGCAGCCAUCGAGACAAAACUGCCCGGUUUCUAUACUAGCACCUUGGGAGAGACGCAAUCUUGGGACGAGUGGGGGACAGACACCUAUCCCAUGCACAAUGAUCAGCUCUCCUAUGUGUUGGGCCGGAAAGGCUCCACGCGACAGAAGCUGGCACGAGCCAGUGGCUGCAUCAUGGAAUACGUGGGCAAUGUCGCAUUUAUGGCAGGAUACCUUCCAAACCGUCGACGCGGCCGAGAGUACUUGGGUUGGCUUUGCGACCAAGUUGGCAACAAGACUGGACGCAUCUCCAUUGAUCCGUCUUCUCGGGAAGACGUGACGCUGGUGCCAGUGCCAAGAGAUUGCAUCGGCUAUGUGAUGGGGGACAAGCGAAAGACACUGAGUCGACUGGAAGAGGAUUGGGAGACUCUGAUCUUCUUUGUGGACAGUCGAGCACUGCCUUUCAGCUACCACGAGGAGGAUGUGGAGGGCUUGGCCAUUUUUGGGGCAGAGCGAGGCCGAGCUGGCACAGAGCUCAAGGCUCGGUGUGGCCACACAGCAGAAUCGCAUGGUGUGACCGCAUGGAAGACAUAG
Durusdinium trenchii is the source of this 1233-nucleotide messenger RNA. The record is from the annotation of a GenBank genome assembly. Lineage: Eukaryota; Dinophyceae; Suessiales; Symbiodiniaceae.